Molecule: messenger RNA, 1482 nt
Organism: Capronia coronata CBS 617.96
Lineage: Eukaryota; Fungi; Ascomycota; Eurotiomycetes; Chaetothyriales; Herpotrichiellaceae
Exons: 1
Coding region: 1-1482 (493 amino acids)
Source: RefSeq, a predicted model, not a curated record
AUGUGGUCGACCGCCGCUUCUUGGGUAGCACUCCUCGCGCUCACUGCGGCCCUUACAAAAUACUAUAACCCGGAACUCUUCAGCAAGAUUACGGGGCAGGCGGCGGCUAGGCCAGAAACAAAAGAUACGGCACUGAAGCCGACUGCCAAACGUAACAAAACUAAGCGCGCACAUGCCAGUCGGCUCGACAAUAUCAGCAGUGGAACCUCUACCCCGACAAGUGCCCCAGAAGGCAAGGCCAGUAAGAGGAGGAAACUGAUCUCUGCACCAGUCGACAACACGGUGGUUGCUGAAACUACAAAUGGUCACCAGGUUAGCCUACCACGAGACGAGGAUGGUGGGAUGAGUAACAAGGAGUUCGCCCAGCAACUUGCCAAGGCACAAGCUGGUACGAAAUUGGAGUCUUCUAAGUCGCAAGGCUCAAGCAAGAAGGAACGACGUGCUGCGAGGAAGACUUCUCAAGGGAACCAUCCCAAUAAGGGAGUUUCCGGUCUUUCCACCGAGGACUCUUCGACGACUGGCCGCGAUGCAGAUGAUGAUCUUUCACCGGUUGGAUCACCUUCUACUGGCCCUGUCUCAACCGCUCCGACUUCCCGAGCAGGAGACGUUUCAGACAUGUUAGAAGCACCGGCUCCAAAACCAACGACCCUGAGAUUGACGGAUGUCAAGGAGACUACCACCAAAAGUGCUCCCAAGACAACUCCUAAAGCCUUUGAGCCUGUAUUGUCAAAAAAGCAAAGACAACGACAGGCUAAAGCAGCCGAGCAGAAAGCAUUACGGGAAGAAGCCGACCGUGUGCAUGAGGCCAAGAAGCAGCAACAGCUUCGUACGGCGAGGCUGGCAGAAGGGACCUCCAACCAAACCAAAGCAAAUUCGUUCACCGCCAAACAAAAUCCAUGGCAGACUGGGAAGCCAAGCCCCCAGAAGUCUGUUCAAGAGCCACCCAAGACAGAGGCUGUCCCACUUUUGGAUACGUUCGACACUGGGGCAACACCAGCUGUCAAAUCCGACGUGCCUAAUGGUGCAGUCAGUGCUAAGCCUCUCCCGACUAUCAUCAGCCCCGUCACUGACAUGGACAAUGCCAACGCCAACGCUGUUCGUCAAGAGGUCGGGGAGAAGGAAACCAAUGCCUUGGCCGCUUCCAGUCGGGAAAGGCUGGCUCGACCUGCGCUACAUGCUCAAGCUAGCUGGGCUGAUGAAGUGAAUGAAGAAGAGCAAGACAAGUGGGCGACUGAACUUGCCGGGGAAGAGAAAUGGGAGCCAGUGACGACAAAGAAAGGGAAGAAGAAGGUCAAGAAGGAUAACGAUACGAGCAGUGAGGCCAGCUCGUCGAUUGUGCGACCAGUCACAAUGCCCAACAAGUCUGUGACUAACGGCACCAAGGAGAACGGGGUCAAGCCACGAAUCGAGAACGUCAAUCGAUUUCAGUCCAUCGAGCCUGUGAUGGACCCAUCGUUCAAGGACGCCGAAUGGGAGGCUUGA